Pan troglodytes (chimpanzee) is the source of this 881-nucleotide messenger RNA. It is a transcript of the gene RPL11, whose product is annotated as ribosomal protein L11. Gene Ontology annotation, biological process: translation. Gene Ontology annotation, molecular function: structural constituent of ribosome. The record is from RefSeq and is a predicted model, not a curated record. Gene Ontology annotation, cellular component: ribosome. The coding region runs from base 300 to 836 and encodes 178 amino acids. Lineage: Eukaryota; Metazoa; Chordata; Mammalia; Primates; Hominidae. The transcript is spliced from 6 exons.
AAGGACCACCAGCUCCUGACACUGGGAGGAGAGAACGUCCUCAAGGUCCGGAAACUCAAGGACGUGCUGAUUCGGGAGCUUUCAAAAACUAUUUUUGGAAAACCCAGAUCCCGGUCUUCAGCCAGCGUCGCCUGCAGUUGCUAGCACUACCCACAAGGGAGAAGCCGACGCUGCAGGGCUCUGCCAAAUGCGCCUCUCUUCCUCUUCUUCAUCUCUGUGGUUAGCCUGGGAAAAGAGCCCGCCUCCUGGCCCAUAAGGCCCUGGGCCGGAAGCUCCGCUUUCUCUUCCUGCUCUCCAUCAUGGCGCAGGAUCAAGGUGAAAAGGAGAACCCCAUGCGGGAACUUCGCAUCCGCAAACUCUGUCUCAACAUCUGUGUUGGGGAGAGUGGAGACAGACUGACCCGAGCAGCCAAGGUGUUGGAGCAGCUCACAGGGCAGACCCCUGUGUUUUCCAAAGCUAGAUACACUGUCAGAUCCUUUGGCAUCCGGAGAAAUGAAAAGAUUGCUGUCCACUGCACCGUUCGAGGGGCCAAGGCAGAAGAAAUCUUGGAGAAGGGUCUAAAGGUGCGGGAGUAUGAGUUAAGAAAAAACAACUUCUCAGAUACUGGAAACUUUGGUUUUGGGAUCCAGGAACACAUCGAUCUGGGUAUCAAAUAUGACCCAAGCAUUGGUAUCUACGGCCUGGACUUCUAUGUGGUGCUGGGUAGGCCAGGUUUCAGCAUCGCAGACAAGAAGCGCAGGACAGGCUGCAUUGGGGCCAAACACAGAAUCAGCAAAGAGGAGGCCAUGCGCUGGUUCCAGCAGAAGUAUGAUGGGAUCAUCCUUCCUGGCAAAUAAAUUCCCGUUUCUAUCCAAAAGAGCAAUAAAAAGUUUUCAGUGAAA